AUGUGUACAAAGUGUUUGAUGAUGAAUACAUCUGUUGGGGACCACAUUGAUAGUGAAGCAACAAUCACUUUUUGUCCAGAAUGUAACAAAAUUUUAACAGGAUCGCGCCAGUGGGUUUUUGUGGAACGAGAAUCGGUUGAAGAAUUGGGGAUCAUGCUCAAGAUGAUUCAUGGUUUAAAGAAGAACGAACUUGUUGAUGCGAAGUUUGUAUGGACGGAGCCUCACAGUCGGAGAAUUGUAAUCGAGUUGAGCAUCAAGCAGGAAUUAGAAAACCGAACCACUGUCAUUGGUAAAAAACGCAUUACUUUUACCCAGACGCAGCGCAUCUGUCCUGAUUGUCAACGAAAUGUGACUAAUUUCUCUUGGGAAGCUGUGGUUCAAAUCCGUCAGCGUGCGGAGCAUAAAAAAACAUUGUUUUGGCUCGAGCAAGAACUAAUCAAGAAUCACCGCUAUGAAGACUCGUUGUCCUUGGAGAUUGUGAGCGGCGGGCUUGACUUUUAUUUCUACAAAUUGAAAGAAGCACAGUCGUUUGUGGAAUAUGUGAAGUCUAUUGUUGCUACAAGCCAAAAGUACAGCAAGCAGUUGCAUGGAACGGACCAAAAGAAUCAUGUUGCUUGGUACCGCCAUUCGUUUUAUCUUGAAGUUCCUUCGGUUUGUAAGAACGAUCUGGUCAUCCUUCCAAGAUCCUGUGCAUGUGAUCUGGCUGUUCCGUUUGUGCUUUGUACUCGAAUUACCUCGAAUUUAUCGUUCGUUCAGCCUACGAGUGGUAAAGUCGUGACAGUGUCCGGUACAUCCUACAGCAAGCAUCCGUUCAAUCCUCUUCUAAAUUCGAACCAUUUGAAGGAGUUUACAGUUCUGGAUGUUCAGUUGGAUCACCCAUCCCAGCGAACGAAUCGUGAAAUCACAGAAGAAAACAAUAUUGUUAUGGGGGAUGUCGAAGUAAUUCGAAGCGAUGAUUUCGGUGUCAGUAAUGAAACGAUUAUCGUUCGAUCUCAUCUGUGUGGUGUUUUGGAGCCUGGAAUGCUGGUAAUGGGGUAUGAUUUACGUCGAUCAGCGUUGAACAAUGACGAAUAUGAAAAGUACGCGGAUUUAUUACCCGACGUAGUAUUGGUGUGCAGAGCAAAGGAUCCUGAAAGAAAGCAGAAGCAGAAUAAGAACAAGAAUAAGGAAAGAUUGAGAGAAGUGAAUACUGCAUCUGAAGAGCGAAAUCGAGAAAUUGAGCAGUACGAAGAGGAGCGAGAGCAGUAUUUUUUGGAAGAGGAGAAUGAUAGCGAGGAGGAGAAUGAUAGCGAGGAGGAGAAUGAUAGCGAGGAGGAAACGAAGGAAAAGGACAAUGGAGAGGAAACGAAGGAAAAGGUAAUGUAG
Messenger RNA from Blastocystis hominis, 1365 nucleotides. RefSeq lists its product as hypothetical. NCBI's taxonomy places the organism in Eukaryota, Bigyra, Opalinata, Blastocystidae. Gene Ontology annotation, molecular function: ribosomal large subunit binding. Gene Ontology annotation, biological process: ribosomal large subunit export from nucleus. The transcript has 8 exons. Gene Ontology annotation, cellular component: cytoplasm; nucleus. The record is from RefSeq and is a predicted model, not a curated record. The coding region runs from base 1 to 1365 and encodes 454 amino acids.